AUUAUUAAUAAAACACCCUUUCCUUCUAACCAAACUAUUUUCACAUUCAGGAAUCUGCAAUUCUGCUGUUCUGCUAUUCUGAAGUUGGCUUGCUGCUCUCCUUUCUCCUUUCACCAAAACAACCGUUUCCUCGUCGAUUUACCCAAUACUCACUGCUGUUUCCCAUUUUUUUCAUUUUCCUUCUCUCCGUCUCUCCCUCUUGCCAGAAAGCCUUUUACUUAUUUUCGUUUUGGGGAUCACUGAAUUCCAAAAUGCAAAGCUUUCUCAAUCUCUUCACUCUGUAACCCUUUUCUCUUUUUUAUCAACUAUUUCUUCUUCUUUACCAGUAAUCACUCUCCUUUUCCAUUUUCCUGAUUUCUGUCUCUCCUCUCCUCUCCUCUCCUCUCUUCCUGAAAGAAAAAAAUAAAAAAAAAAUCCAGCUCUCUUCCACAAACUCUGCUCUUUUUAUACCUCAAACCUUCCAUUUCUUCCGUCACAACAGUUUCAAUCAAAUAUCAAUCUCUUGUGUAUUGUCUUUCUCCUUCUGCGGUUGCUCUAUUAAUUCUUUAUCUGCCUUUGCUCAAUUCUCAUCGUUUACUAGAAAGAAGUUGGAAAUGGUUGAAAUUGUUAUUUCCGUUGCAGCAAAAGUUGCAGAGUACCUGGUUGAUCCAAUUAUACGUCCACUGGGUUAUCUGUUUAACUACCAUCGCAACAUUACGGAUCUCAACCAACAAAUUGACAGUCUCCAUCUUGCAAGGGAGGAACUGCAGAUACCUGUGAAUGAGGCUAAUAGGCAAGGGGAUGAAAUCUUUCCUGGUGUUCGGGAGUGGCUGACGUAUGCCGAAGGGAUCAUCCAAAAGAGAGAUGAUUUCAAUGAAGAUGAAAGGAAAGCAAGCAAGAGCUGUUUCUAUUUAAAGUCCCGCUACCAGCUAAGCAAGCAAGCAAAGAAGCAGGCUGGGGACAUUGUUCUUAAAAUCCAACAAGCUCAUAACUUUGGUGACAGAGUAUCGUAUCGCCGUCCUCCUUCUCCUCCUCCAUUCACCUGCUCUGCAUCUUUCAAAGAUUAUGAAGCUUUCCAGUCAAGAGAGUUGACUUUUAACCAAAUUAUGGAGGCCUUGAGAAACGAAGAUAUGCGCACGAUCAGUGUCUGGGGAAUGGGCGGCGUGGGCAAAACCACUCUUGUCAAACAAGUAGCCCAACAAGCGGAGGAAGACAAGCUCUUUCACAAGGUGGUCAUGGCCUUAAACAUAUCCCAAACUCCCAACAUCGCAGAAAUUCAAGGAAAAAUUGCAAGAAUGUUGGGUUUGAAAUUUGAGGCGGAGGAGGAUAGAGCAGGUCGCCUGAGGCAAAGGUUGAAGAGAGAGGAGAAAAUCCUGGUGAUCUUAGAUGAUAUCUGGGGGAAACUUGACUUGGGAGAAAUAGGAAUUCCUUAUGGAGAUGAUCACAAGGGGUGCAAAGUGCUGCUGACUUCCCGGGACCGUCAGGUUUUAUCUAAAGAUAUGCGUACUCAAAAGGAGUUCCAUCUUCCACAUUUAAGUGAAGAUGAAGCCUGGAAUUUAUUCAAGAAGACAGCAGGUGAUUCCGUGGAGAAGCCUGAACUGCGUCCCAUAGCAGUUGAUGUAGCUAAAAAAUGUGACGGUCUACCAGUUGCAAUUGUCACCAUUGCAAAGGCAUUAAGAGAUGAGAGGGUGGGUGUAUGGAAGAAUGCCUUGGAAGAACUGAGAAGGUCUGCACCAACAAACAUCAGAGGAGUGACUGAAGGCGUCUACUCAUGUCUGGAGCUGAGCUACAACCAUUUGAAAGGUGCUGAAGUAAAGUCAUUGUUUUUACUUUGCGCUUUGCUGGGGGAUGGUGAUAUUUCCAUGGAUCGCUUGCUACAACAUGCUAUGGGUCUGAAUUUGUUUGAAGGAUUUUAUUGGACUCAAGCAACAAAUAAACUAAUUGCAUUAGUCCAAAUCCUCAAAGCUUCAAGCUUGUUGCUUGAGGGUGAAGACGGAGACAAUCAUAGAUAUUCAAGCUUGUGUUUCGAUGAGAAUGAGAAUACGUUGGUCAGAAUGCAUGAUGUUGUUCGUGAUGUUGCCAGAUCAAUUGCAUCCAAAGAUCCUCAUCAUUUUGUGGUGAGAGAAGCUGUUGAAUUACGAGAAUGGCAGAGGGCGGAUGAGUGCAGAAAUUGCACUCGCAUCUCUUUGAUAUGCAGAAAUAUGGAUGAGCUUCCACAAGGCUUGGUAUGUCCGCAACUUGAAUUCUUUUUAUUGAAUUCAAGUAAUGAUGAUCCUUAUUUGAAAAUUCCAGAUGCCUUUUUCCAAGACACCAAACAACUCAGAAUUUUAGAUUUGUCUAAAGUGUCUCUUACACCAUCUCCUUCAUCACUUGGUUUUCUUUCAAAUCUUCAAACAUUGCGUCUAAAUCAAUGCCGGAUCCAAGACAUAACAGUAAUUGGAGAACUGAAGAAACUACAAGUCCUUAGUUUGGCAGGGUCCAACAUUGAACAGCUGCCAAAUGAAGUGGCGCAAUUGAGUGAUCUAAGGAUGUUGGAUUUGCAGAAUUGCUUUUGGCUCAAAAUAAUUCCACGAAAUGUUAUAUCAAGUCUAUCCCAAUUAGAGUAUUUGAGUAUGAGAAGAAGUUCAAGUAUUGAAUGGGAGGCGGAAGGAUUUAAUAUUAAUGCUUGCCUUUCUGAGCUGAAACACCUGUCUGGUUUGAGGACUUUGGAGGUAGAAGUAUCAAAUCCCAGUUUGAUUCCAGAAGAUGAUGUGCUCUUCGAAAACCUCAACUUGACCAGAUAUUCAAUAGUAAUAGGCGAUUACGAACCAAAUGAUAACUAUAAAGCCUCAAGAAGGUUGAGUUUGCAAGGGGUUACAAGUCUUUAUAUGGUGAAGUGCUUCUCCAAGCUGUUGAAGGGAAAUCAAGUUCUAUACUUGGGGGAAUUGAAUGAUACUAAGCAUGUGGUUUAUGAGUUAGACAAGGAGGGUUUCGUUGAACUCAAGUAUCUCACUCUCAGGCGAUGUCCUACCGUUCAAUACAUCCUUCAUUCCAGUACUUCAGUGGAAUGGGUUCCACCACCUAAUACCUUCUGUAUGUUGGAGGAACUGACUCUUGAUGGCCUAGAUAACUUGGAGACAGUAUGCCAUGGCCCAAUUCCGAUGGGGUCUUUUGGUAACUUAAGACUUCUAAGACUGUGGGGUUGUAAGAGGUUGAAAUAUGUCUUCUCUCUUCCCGCACAACAUGGAAGGGAAUCAGCUUUUCCUCAACUGCAACAUAUAAUCUUGAGUCGGCUCGCAUCGUUCAUUAGCUUCUACUCCACAAGAAGCAGUGGUACCCAGGAGUCAAUGACAUUUUUCAGUCAACAGGUUGCACUCCCAAGCUUGGAGUCCUUGUAUGUAAAUGGACUAGAUAAUAUAAGAGCAUUGUGGCCUGACCAACUUCUAGCAAAUUCAUUUUCCAAAUUAAGGAAAUUGGAAGUAAGUAGAUGCAAAAAAUUGCUAAAUCUUUUUCCGCUUUCUGUGGCGAGUGCUCUUGUGCAACUUGAGGACCUAUAUAUAUUCUGGAGUGAAAUGGAGGCAAUUGUUACCAAUGAAAAUGAAGAUGAAGCAGCACCUUUACUCUUAUUCCCUAACCUUACCUCUCUCAAACUCUCCUGUUUAUUCCAACUCAAAAGAUUUUGCUCUGGAAGGUUUAGUUCAAGCUGGCCACUUCUGAAGAAAUUGGAAGUGUGCUAUAUUUGUUAUGAAGUGGAGAUGCUCUUUCAACAAAUAAGUUUGGAAUGUGAACUUGAGCCACUCUUCUGGGUAGAACAGGUUGCACUCCAAGACUUGGAGUCCUUGUCUAUAGACAGACUAGAUAAUAUAAGAGCAUUGUGGCCUGACCAACUUCUAGCAAAUUCAUUUUCCAAAUUAAGGAAAUUGAAAGUAAGUAGAUGCAACAAAUUGCUAAAUCUUUUUCCGCUUUCUGUGGUGAGUGCUCUUGUGCAACUUGAGGACCUAGAUAUAUCGGGGGGUGAAGUGGAGGCAAUUGUUACCAAUGAAAAUGAAGAUGAAGCAGCACCUUUACUCUUAUUCCCUAACCUUACCUCUCUCAAACUCUCCUGUUUAUUCCAACUCAAAAGAUUUUGCUCUAGAAGGUUUAGUUCAAGCUGGCCACUUCUGAAACAAUUGGCAGUGCUCGAUUGUGAUAAAGUGGAGAUACUCUUUCAACAAAUAAGUUUGGAAUGUGAACUUGAGCCACUCUUCUGGGUAGAACAGGAAGCAUUUCCUAAUUUGGAAGAACUAACAUUGAGCUUAAAGGGCACUGUGGAGAUAUGGCGAGGCCAAUUUUCAAGGGUGUCUUUUUCGAAGUUAAGCGUUUUGACGAUACGCAAGUAUCAUGGUAUUUCAGUUGCGAUUACCUCGAAUAUGGUUCAAAUACUACAUAAUCUAGAAAAACUAGUGGUGGCAAUGUGUGAUUCAGUGAAUGAGGUUAUCCAAGUAGAAAGGCUUCCAAGUGAAGAAUUUCAUGUUGAGACACUUCCACGAUUAAUUGAAAUAUGGUUGGAGAAUCUACCUAUGCUAAUGCAUCUAUCUGGAUUAGGCCCAUAUUUUCAAAGUCUUCAAGCUCUAACAAUAGUUCAUUGUGGGAGUUUGAUAAAUUUGGUAACACCAUUAAUGGCCAAAAGACUGGUGCAACUCAAAAAGCUUAUUAUACAAAAUUGCCACAUGAUAAAAGAAAUAGUGGGAAAUGAUGGACAUGAACUAACAGAUAAUGAGAUUGAGUUCACCAGAUUAGAGAGCCUGAAACUUUUUCAUUUGCCAAAUCUGAAAAGCUUUUGCUCAUCAACAAGAUAUGUCUUCAAAUUCCCAUCCUUGGAAACAAUGCACGUAGACCAAUGUCGUGGGAUGGAAUUUUUCUACAAGGGAGUCUUAGACGCACCAAGGCUAAAACGUGGACGAUAUGAUUUUUUUGAAGAAUGUUGGCAAGAUGACCUGAAUACCACCAUACACAAGAAGUUCAUGGAACAGGGUUAUAAAGAGGAAUAUAUUGAAAAAUUGGAUUCUAUCAAUUCAGAUCUUAGCGAUGAGGAUUUUGAAGAAGACUGAUUUCAUUUUCCAUAAGCAAAACAAGGAAGAGGUGUUUGUUUUCUACAUAGUCUAUGUGAGUGAAACACUGCCUUCAAUUGCUUUUUUUUUUCUUUUUUUUUUCUUUUGUGCAUGUAUAUUAUUACAUCUUUGAAGAGCCUUUGUUCUUAAUGUCCUUUUUUAGGUAUGUUGGACUUUUUUAUUUUGAGGAGAUGCAUAGAUUAACAUUUGUGGUAGAGAAAUGUCUGCUAAUGAUGUUUCCUUUAUUUAAAUCAACUUUGGAAGGAUUUUUAUCUCUAGAUGUCUUGAUUUUUUUUUUUUUAAUAAAUAAGUUAGAUAUCUUUAGUAUGUUUUGUUUUAAAGAUUGAACACUAUAAGUUGCUACAAGUCAACUGACUAUGAUCUAAAAUGUGUGUUAAUUUAGGAAUUUGUGCACCUUCUACUU
This is a messenger RNA of Vitis riparia (riverbank grape), 5472 nucleotides long. RefSeq names its product probable disease resistance protein At4g27220. The transcript has 5 exons. The coding region runs from base 594 to 5048 and encodes 1484 amino acids. Gene Ontology annotation, molecular function: ADP binding; protein binding; ATP hydrolysis activity. The record is from RefSeq and is a predicted model, not a curated record. NCBI's taxonomy places the organism in Eukaryota, Viridiplantae, Streptophyta, Magnoliopsida, Vitales, Vitaceae.